AUGGCCAAGCCCCCGGCGGCGGCGGCGACGGCGGCCGAGGAGCUGAGCCAGGUGCCGGACGAGGAGCUGCUGCGCUGGAGCAAGGAGGAGCUGGCGCGGCGGCUGCGGCGCGCCGAGGGCGAGAAGGUGGGCCUCAUGCUGGAGCACGGCGGCCUGAUGCGCGACGUGAACCGGCGGCUGCAGCAACACCUGCUGGAGAUCCGCGGCCUCAAGGACGUGAACCAGCGGCUGCAGGACGACAACCAGGAGCUGCGCGAGCUCUGCUGCUUCCUCGACGACGACCGGCAGAAGGGGCGCAAGCUGGCGCGCGAGUGGCAGCGCUUCGGGCGCCACGCGGCCGGCGCCGUGUGGCACGAGGUGGCCCGCUCGCAGCAGAAGCUGCGCGAGCUCGAGGCGCGCCAGGAGGCCCUGCUGCGCGAGAACCUGGAGCUCAAGGAGCUGCUGCUGCUGGUGGACGAGGAGCGCGCGGCUCUGGCGGCCGGCGCUGGCGGCGGCGGCGCGGGCUCCCGCAGCUCUAUCGACAGCCAGGCCAGUCUGAGCGGGCCGCUCGCCGGCGGCACUGCGGGCGCGGGGGCCCGCGACGUGGGCGACGGCAGCAGCACGUCGAGCGCCGGCAGCGGCGGCAGCCCAGACCACCACCACCACGCGCCGCCGCCGCUGCUGCCUCCGGGGCCACACAAGGCCCCCGACGGCCAGGCGGGAGCCACGCGCAGGUCCCUGGACGACCUGUCCGCGCCGCUGCACCACCGCAGCAUCCCCAACGGUCUGCACGAUCCUUCGUCCACCUACAUCAGACAGCUGGAGACCAAGGUGAAGCUGCUGGAGGGUGACAGCAAGCUCCUUGCACAGCAGGCAGGCUCUGGAGAGUUCCGGACACUGCGGAAAGGCUUCUCACCAUACCAUUCGGAGUCUCAGCUCACGUCCCUGCCACCCGCCUACCAGGACUCCCUGCAGAACGGCCCAGCCUGCCCCGAGCUGCCUUCCCCACCCUCAGCUGGCUACAGCUCCACAGGGCAGAAGCCUGAGGCCGUGGUACAUGCCAUGAAGGUCCUGGAGGUGCACGAGAACCUGGACCGGCAGCUCCAGGACAGCUGUGAGGAGGACCUGAGUGAGAAGGAGAAGGCCAUCGUCCGUGAGAUGUGCAACGUGGUCUGGAGAAAACUGGGGGACGCCGCCAGCUCUAAGCCCUCCAUCCGGCAGCACCUGUCUGGGAACCAGUUCAAGGGGCCGUUGUAGGCAGUGCUCCACGGACGUGGACUGGGUGGCCUCGGCGGGUACACAGGCCCAGUGCGGGCAGCUGCUGUCUUCUCCCUCUGGUGAACUGUACCUAGGAUGCUGCCUCCAUCUCCCGCCUCACACACCAGUGAACCAGACAAAGAAAACCACACGGGGCUGCUGCAGCCGAGCCGCCUGGACACGCUCACGUCCCUUCGGCCCAGGCCCUACUGCCAGUAACGAGAUGCCACAGGCUUCUGUGUUCUAGCCCUGGUGGAGGGCAGCUCAGCAAGCCCUCCACAGCCCCCUGCUGUCACCAUGCCGGGACAGAGGCCACCAGGAUCCUGACACAGGUGGCCCCACUCCCUGCCCAGCUGUGUGUGGGGUCUUUGGACCAUAGCUGAGCCCCUGACUGCCGGAGGCCCUUCCUCUGGCCCUCAGCCCCGCCCUGCCCGACCCUCCACAUUGCCCUGCCCUGUGGAGGCUCUGCCCUCUUCCUCCUGCCCAGCCCAGACACUGCCCUCUGCUGUGGUUCCCAUGAGGGGCCUGGACGCAGGAAGGUGCUGGGGUUUGUUUCUGUGCCGACCCACACGUGCUCCUCUUUCUGGGUGGGGGCGCUGAGCCAGCCUGGGCCUCUGGUCACCUGCGGCCUCCCCCUGGCCAGCAGGUCCCUGGGUCACUGUGGCUCAGGGCCCUGUCUUCCUUUGGAGGAAAGAGCUGACCUUGCUCUGCAUUUAACUUGCUGUGUGACCUUCAGCAGGUCACUUAGCCUUUCUGGGCUCUCACGGAAACAUGAGGGCUCAGGGGCCCCCUCAAUCUUUUCACGGUGGGUGGCCUGGGCGGCCAUUCAGCUGUCCGCAGCAUGUGUCCUCACUCGGGCGUGAGCAGGUGUGGUCGACCUGCCCAAGCAGGGCCAAGUGUGACUCAUCUGCCCUCCUGUUGCCUCGUGGCAGCAGGCGCCCACCUCCCCCUAAGCCUCAGUGUCCUCGGCUGUAAGAUGGGUGGCUAGAGCCCCUGCUUGCAGGCCCUGGGUGUCCAACAAGACUUUCAGUGUAAAUGACCAUGUGUAAACUCAAGCACUAUCUGUAAUAUUUUAUUUGCGUGUGAGGAAAACGAGGCCCAGAAGGGGGUACGUUAUCUGUGGCACAUUAGAAACCAAAACCUGGCAGACACAGGCCCUUCUUGCCAUCUGCUGGCGUGUGUGGCCAGCACCCCUGGGAUCCACUCACCGCGCCUGUGGUCACUUCUCCCCCAUCAGCCGUCUCCAUUCUUCCCGUGGUCCGCAGGCUCACGCAGAGCCAAGGGGGUGAAGCGCCCAAGAGGCGGGUUAGUAUCCCUGCCCCAUGUUGAGGAGGCAGGGCAAGGAGGCGGCAUCCUUGUCCCCCUGCCCAGCGGGGGCCCUUCCACGCCAGUGGGCUGCACCCUCAGGGGAAAAGCUCGUGCCCUCAUUGUGCCCAGGCCGGGGUACAGGUGGGUCCUGAUGAAGGUGCAGGGUGUGCUGCUCCAGUGUGGGGGUGCCAGGAAACUCUGUGGGUGCUUUGUGGAAGGGUGUGCGCUUGAGGCCAGGGGGACACCCACUGGUCAUGGCUCUGGAAGACUCCUCCCCAAGUGGGCGGCUGGGCUGGGGGUGCAGAGGCCCCUCCUGGGUCUUGGAAUCCAGAGAAUCAGAGAGCAGCCCCCAAGGGAUGGGGUUGCAUCCUGGGUGGGACUCAGGUCUGAGAGCCCAUCGGGAGCAGGUUGGCUUGGCCACCGCUGACAAUAAGCAAUAAUUAAGGGCUCCUGGUACUUGCAGUGACCCCAUCAGAAGAGACCUCCCAGGUACUGGUCCCCUUGGGAGGGACAUGUUUCCGUAGUGCUGCAGCGGCACCUGGGGGCGUGCUUCCGAGAACCUCCUGCCUUCAUGCGGCACAGCCUGUGAGGAGGGGGCAGGCCUGUCCCUUGCUCCCGUCACUGCGACCUGAUAGCUAAUGCAUCGGGGAGGUCUUGUAGGACUGUUAAGCUGUAGAAAAAAGCCAACAGUGACUCUACCUGGCCCCACAGACCCUAGCAGUCGGCAGUCACAGAGACAGUCCAGCACUGGGGAGGGUCGGGUGAGGGUGGGCUGGGAGGUCACAGCUCAGGGGUGAGUCCUGGCUCUGCCACUGAGGGACGAUGCAUCAGGUGACAAUGGUGGACCCGCAGCUCUGUAAGCCCGGCUGGGGUGGGAUGCAGCUGACCUCGGUGCCCUUUCAUUAAUGUCCCUGUCUCUUUCACAAGCUCUGGUUCUGGGUCCUGAAGCCCAAAGUGACAGCCACCCUUUGGCUUUAGUUCCCACUGUGAUGUCACCCUUCAAGCCCCCCCCCCAUGGCCACACCCACCCUGGAAUCGGAAUCUGCUGAGCACAUUGUUUAGGGUGGCAUGUUUUUACCCAGAAGUUCUUAGCUACACAUCAGAAUUCAAAGAAAAAAGUGACCUUUUUUUUUUUUUUCUUGAAACUUGACAGGAAACAAAAUACUACUGAUUUCUUUUUUUUUUUUUUAAGGAACUAAAUGCAUGGCUGCAGAGCGUAGAGCUGUAUAUUUUUCAUAUGUAGCGGAGGGUAUU
Molecule: messenger RNA, 3798 nt
Organism: Loxodonta africana (African savanna elephant)
Lineage: Eukaryota; Metazoa; Chordata; Mammalia; Proboscidea; Elephantidae
Gene: CCDC85C
Product: coiled-coil domain containing 85C
Exons: 6
Coding region: 1-1236 (411 amino acids)
Cellular component (GO): apical junction complex
Source: RefSeq, a predicted model, not a curated record